Molecule: messenger RNA, 1891 nt
Organism: Pteronotus mesoamericanus
Lineage: Eukaryota; Metazoa; Chordata; Mammalia; Chiroptera; Mormoopidae
Product: interferon-induced protein with tetratricopeptide repeats 1-like
Exons: 2
Coding region: 114-1526 (470 amino acids)
Biological process (GO): defense response to virus
Cellular component (GO): cytosol
Molecular function (GO): protein binding; RNA binding
Source: RefSeq, a predicted model, not a curated record
GCUGCCCUGGGGCUUAAAUUCAUCUGGAAAUCUCCAAGUCAAGCAGGCAGAUCUCAGAGGAGCCCACCCAGAGAGGAAAACACUGCACGGCUGCCGCCUGAACCACAGCAACAAUGAGUAAGAGUGCUGAUGAAGAUCAGGUCAAAGAUAGACUGCAGCAGUUGAGAUGCCAUUUCACAUGGAAGUUGGUAAUUGAAGACGCUGAAGUGCCUGAUUUAGAAAACAGGGUCUUCGAUGAAAUUGAUUUCCUAGACACAAAAUUUAAUGUGGCGAUACACAACCUCCUGGCCUAUGUGAAACACCUGACAGGCCAGAAUAAGGAAGCCCUGCAGAGCUUGAAAGCAGCUGAAGACUUAAUCCAGACAGAACACGCCAGACAAUCAGACGUGAGAAGGCUGGUAACCUGGGGCAACUAUGCCUGGCUGUAUUACCACAUGGGCAGGCUGGCAGAAGCCCAGAUUUACCUGGACAAGGUGGAGAACACUUGCAAGCAGCUUGCCAGUCCCUCCUGCUACACAGUGGAGAGUCCAGAGAUGGACUGUGAGGAAGGAUGGGCCUUGCUGAAAUGUGGAGGAAAGAAUUAUGAACGGGCUAAAGCCUGCUUUGAAAAGGCUCUGGAGGUGGACCCUGAAAACCCAGAAUUCAACACAGGGUAUGCCAUUGCUGUGUAUCGUCUGGAAGGAUUCAACACAGCACCGCAGACUGACAAGACAUUUUGUCUGCACAUCCUAAAACGGGCCAUCAGACUAAAUCCAGAAGAUGCAUAUAUGAAGGCUCUCCUUGCCCUGACGUUUCAGGAUAUCGGACAAGAAGCUGAAGGGGAAAAGUACAUUGAAGAAGCACUGAGCAACAAGUCUUCUCAAACCUACGUCUUUCGAUAUGCAGCCAAAUUUUACCGAAGAAAAGGCUCUGUAGAUAAAGCUCUUCACUUCUUAAACGUGGCUUUGCGGGCAACACCCUGCUCUGCGUUCCUGCAUCACCAGGCAGGGCUUUGCUAUAGAUCACAAAUUUUUCAAAUAAAGAAAGCUACAAAGGGGCAGCCUAGAGGACGAGAUAGAGAACAUAUUGACAGAGUAACAAAAUUAGCCAUAUCUCAUUUAGAAUUUGCUCUGGAACAAAAACCAACAAUGGAAAUUGCUUAUAUUCACCUAGCAGAUAUGUACUCAGAAGCAGGAAACUACAGUAAAGCCGAAGAUGCUUAUAAAACAGUGUUGAGCAUGAAAUCAUAUGGAGAAGAAAAAUUGCAAGAGAUAUAUUUCAAGUAUGGCCGAUUUAAGGAAUUCCAAAGGAAAUCUGAAGAUGAUGCAAUUAUUUCUUAUUUAAAAGCAAUAACAAUAGAAAAGCCAUCAUUUUCAAGAGAUAAAAGUCUCAGUGCUUUGGAGAAACUGGUUUUAAAGAAACUUCAAACAAAUGAAGCAGACAUAGAAAACUUGAGCAUCCUUGGGUUCGUCUACAAAUCGAGAGGAGAAAUGAACAAAGCCCUGGAGUACUAUGAGCAGGCCCUGAGGUUGGCUGCUGGCUUUUAGAACUCUGCUGGGAAGUGUUCCUUAGGUUCCAAAAUACAGACCACUUUCACAUUUCAUUUGAUUUUAGGUUACUGUGUACUAACCAUCUUUUCUGUUUGCUGGUUUUAGAAACAUGUAUUUUUUGAGCAAUUACACUUGAUAAAAUAUUAUUUGUAUUCAGAAACAGGAUAUGUAUGCUUUUGUGUGUGAAAGAGAGGAAGAGAGACAUAAACUUCAGGUCAGAAUAAUGUUGUAUAUUUGGGGGUGGAAAAUUCUGCUUUUCUUUGGUGAAGCAAUUGGACAUUUUGUGGAAACCUCAUGCGGUUUACCAUCUAGUGAGAGACAGACAGUAAAACAAGGACAUAGUCCAUUAAAGGUCAGCUUUC